Carcharodon carcharias (great white shark) is the source of this 1310-nucleotide messenger RNA. It is a transcript of the gene pcsk1nl, whose product is annotated as proprotein convertase subtilisin/kexin type 1 inhibitor, like. Gene Ontology annotation, biological process: negative regulation of endopeptidase activity. Gene Ontology annotation, molecular function: endopeptidase inhibitor activity. The coding region runs from base 266 to 1195 and encodes 309 amino acids. The record is from RefSeq and is a predicted model, not a curated record. The transcript has a single exon. Lineage: Eukaryota; Metazoa; Chordata; Chondrichthyes; Lamniformes; Lamnidae.
CUGACCCUCCGACAGUGCGGCGCUCCCUCAGCACUGACCCUCCGACAGUGCGGCGCUCCCUCAGCGCCGACCCUCCGACAGUGCGGCGCUCCCUCAGCGCCGACCCUCCGACCAGAUGAUGAUCUAAUAAUACCUUCGAACCAAAUUGUACUGGUAGCCGUCGGCGAAUUUAUGGGAUGUUUGGGGCAAUGUUUGUCUUGUCCCCUCUCUAACUCUCCCCCCCCUCUCUCUCUCUCUCCCCUUUUGUCUCCUUCAGCCCCUGGCCAUGUCGCGGGUGGCAGUCGCUGAGGAGCCCGGGUUGGUUGUCGCCAGGUACCGGAGGGACGCCUUCCCCUACGAGAGCGAGAUGUACGCCUACCCUCCGGGCGAGGCCGGGCGCGACCAGGCCCUGUACGGGCCGCUGGCCGGCCAGGCCGGCCCGGGCCGGGUGGGCCCGAGGGAGCGGGGGCAGCUGGAGAGGCAGGCCCUGCUGCGGGGCAGGGCCGACCGGGACGGCCCGGAGGGCGACGCCGGGCUGGGCGAGGCCCUGCAGCGGCUGCUGGAGGACAGCUGGCGGAGGGACCGGGAAGCGGCCUACCUGGCCCAGCUGCUGCGGGCCUGGAACGAGCUGGGCCAGCCCGAGCCCCGCCACGGUUACCUGGACGACGAUGAUGACGACGACGAUGACGACAACGACGACGGGGCGGCAGGUCGCUAUGGCAACCGCCGGGGGGCCUACCAGGCCGGGGGGCGCCUGGGCCUGGAGGGGGAGGGGGAGGGGCAAGAGGAGGAGGAGGCCGACGACGGCGGCGCCCAGGAGCUGGAGGAGCAGGUCGUCCGCUACCUGGUGGGCCGCAUCCUGUCCAAGGCCGACGCCCACGGCGAGUACCCGGCCGGGCCCCCCCGGCUGGUCAAGCGGGACCUCCCCUCCGUGCCGGGGCCCAGGCGGCUCAGGAGGUCCCUGGGCCGGGCCGACCUGCUCCGCGUCAAGAGAGUGGGCGGCGGCGAGGAGGUGGAGGAGGAGGAGGAGGAGGAGGAGGAGGGAGGUGCGCGGGAAGGCCCCGGCUACCCAGCCCCGGCCGCCGAGGAGGCCCAGAUCCCCGCCGGCCUGCAACGGACGAAGCGGAUCGAGGGGGCGCCCCUCCGGACCAGACGCUACGUCGGUUACCAGGGGGCGGAGCUGGCCGAGCGCCUCAUCAAGCUGCUGCCCGACUAAAUCCGGGUCCCCGACUGCUCCAACACAACCAGACGGGUAUAUAUAUAUAUAUAUACAUAUAGGCGGUAAAGUGAAUACAGUGGUGGUGGUUGUCGGGGUGGUUGUCGGUGGUGGU